AUGGGUCAUCGGCGCUUUACAUCUAGCAACUUACUCAAUGACGAACAGUUCGCUGCCGUAUCGGGUGAUGUUGGUCUCUGUAGAUUUCUGAUAGAGCAAGGCGCCGACCCUCUGUUCGAGAAUCAAUACCACACGUACGCAGUAUUUGAUGCGCUAGUUAAGCCUGAUAAAGCCGCCGAUAUUGCCGUCUCAUUUGGUCGCAUCAACUGCACCAACACGCUGCAAUUCAAGCCCCUGCACAAGGCUGUGCUCGGCCUCGUUCCUCUCCCUUUGGGACCUCUCCUUGACUGCUCUACUGCAGACAUCAACGUCCAGGACCGAGAAGGUCGUACUGGUCUAUCAUGGGCAAUCACAAGGGACGACAUCGAAUCAUCGAGGCUCCUGCUUGGACACGGCGCCGACGUCAUCAAAUCGGACAACCGAGGGUUCGGUCCAAUUCAUUCUGCCAAAAGUCUUCCCAGUCUCAAAUUGUUGCUUGAUCACAACUUGGACAUCAUGUCGAAAACAGCAGUGGGCGCUACACCCCUCCACUUUGUCUCUAGAUAUGGCCGUCACGACAUGAUAGAACCGAUGGUGAAAGCUCAUGCAGAUCAAAAUGCAGAAAAAGAGCGGAACAUCAUCCAUCUGGCAGCAAUUCAUGGAGAUCGCACAAAAUAG
Letharia lupina is the source of this 657-nucleotide messenger RNA. RefSeq lists its product as uncharacterized. Gene Ontology annotation, molecular function: protein binding. The transcript has 3 exons. The record is from RefSeq and is a predicted model, not a curated record. Lineage: Eukaryota; Fungi; Ascomycota; Lecanoromycetes; Lecanorales; Parmeliaceae. Bases 1 to 657 code for a protein of 218 amino acids.